Messenger RNA from Maniola jurtina (meadow brown), 1048 nucleotides. It is a transcript of the gene RpII33, whose product is annotated as DNA-directed RNA polymerase II subunit RPB3. The transcript has 2 exons. Gene Ontology annotation, biological process: DNA-templated transcription. Gene Ontology annotation, molecular function: protein dimerization activity; DNA-directed RNA polymerase activity; DNA binding. Gene Ontology annotation, cellular component: RNA polymerase II, core complex. Lineage: Eukaryota; Metazoa; Arthropoda; Insecta; Lepidoptera; Nymphalidae. The record is from RefSeq and is a predicted model, not a curated record. The coding region runs from base 203 to 1030 and encodes 275 amino acids.
GCAACUGAGUCGAGCGGCAAAGUUGGGCUAGCUUUUGAUGUGCAAAUAAAAAUUUUCAUUAUUCAUGCCAAUAAACAAUCUACAGAGCAGUGCAAAUCUAAAAAGGGGCCAAUUGGAUACAUUGACGCCACUUGUGAAAUAACCAGAAAAAUACUAUCGAGAAGAAAAGAAACGUAAAAUAUAAGUUUUUAGUAAAAACAAGAUGCCAUACGCUAACCAGCCAUCAGUGCAUAUCACAGAAUUAACUGACGAUAAUGUGAAAUUCGUCGUGGAAGAUACCGAGUUAAGUGUUGCAAACAGCAUGCGACGAGUGUUUAUAGCUGAAACACCUACCAUGGCCAUUGAUUGGGUUCAGUUAGAAGCUAAUUCUACUGUGCUGAGCGAUGAAUUCCUCGCACACCGCAUCGGUUUGAUACCCCUUAUAUCUGACGACGUUGUAGACAAAAUCCGUUAUUCCAGAGAUUGCAUGUGUCCAGAUUUCUGUACCGAGUGUAGUGUGGAAUUUACACUGGAUGUCAAAUGCACAGGGGAUCAAACUAGACAUGUCACAACUGCAGAUUUGAAAUCCAGCGACCCUCGAGUGGUACCAGUCACGUCUCGUCAUAGAGAUGAAGACCAGGCUGAUUAUGGGGAACUCGAUGAAAUAUUAAUUAUCAAGCUCCGUAAAGGCCAAGAGCUCAAGCUGCGUGCGUAUGCUAAAAAGGGAUUUGGUAAAGAACAUGCAAAAUGGAAUCCAACGGCUGGUGUGUCCUUUGAAUAUGACCCAGAUAAUAUAAUGAGACAUACUCUGUUCCCGAGGCCUGAUGAGUGGCCAAAAAGUGAACACACAGAGUUGGAUGAAGACCAAUAUGAAGCAGAAUUCAAUUGGGAAGCAAAACCAAAUAAAUUCUUCUACAAUGUCGAGUCAUCAGGGGCGCUGAAACCAGAAAAUAUUGUUCUUAUGGGUAUUGUGGUAUUAAAAAAUAAACUUCUUAACUUACAGGUGCAAUUAGCACAGGAAACACAAAACGAUGCUUUAGCAAUUAAUUAAAUAAAUGAAUGAUUUAUA